CAAGAUUUUGUCCAAAAGCAGACAAGAGGAUCGCCCUGCGCUGAGCCGGCUGGUGGGCAGCAGGCGGCGGCUGAUAGCGGCCGGCGCGCUGGGGGUGGUGAUGGUGCUGCUGCUGGUCAUCCUCAUCCCGGUGCUGGUCAGCUCGGCCGGCACCUCGGCGCACUACGAGAUGCUGGGCACCUGCCGCAUGGUCUGCGACCCCUACGGCGGCACCAAAGCGCCCAGCACUGCGGCCACGCCCGACCGCGGGCUCAUGCAGUCCCUGCCCACCUUCAUCCAGGGGCCCAAGGGGGAGGCCGGCAGGCCGGGCAAAGCGGGGCCGCGCGGCCCGCCGGGGGAACCGGGGCCGCCCGGCCCGGUGGGGCCGCCGGGUGAGAAGGGCGAGCCGGGGCGGCAGGGCCUGCCGGGCCCCCCCGGGGCGCCGGGGCUGAACGCGGCGGGGGCCAUCAGCGCCGCCACCUACAGCACCGUCCCCAAAAUCGCCUUCUACGCCGGCCUCAAGCGGCAGCACGAGGGCUACGAGGUGCUCAAGUUCGACGACGUGGUCACCAACCUCGGCAACCACUACGAUCCCACCACGGGCAAGUUCACCUGCUCCAUCCCCGGCAUCUACUUCUUCACCUACCAUGUGCUCAUGCGGGGCGGCGACGGCACCAGCAUGUGGGCCGACCUCUGCAAGAAUAACCAGGUUCGAGCAAGUGCGAUUGCUCAGGAUGCUGAUCAGAACUACGACUAUGCCAGUAACAGCGUGGUUCUUCACUUGGAGCCAGGAGAUGAAGUUUACAUUAAAUUAGAUGGAGGAAAAGCACAUGGAGGAAACAACAACAAAUACAGCACAUUUUCUGGAUUUAUUAUUUAUGCUGACUGACAAUGAGUAAAAAGAUCCACCAAACCAGUCAAGAAAUGAAGUCUGCUCUUCUAAGCGAUGGAUUGCGCAGCAAAAGUCAAUGAAACAAGCACCCCAGCAGAGAGUGACCACUGAACACCUCAGCAGUGGGGGGAAAACGUUGAAUGCUACCUGAUUCACAUCUGUACAACGCAGAGAAACCUUAUGUUAAAACCCCACAAACCAAGUUAAACAGAUGUGCGAUCCACUUCCGCCAAAGCAAAUACUUCCUCAUUGUUAAGUGUCCAUGUGAAUGAAGUUCUACAUAGAUCAAAUUUUUAUAGGGAACAAAAACCCACCUAAGGACGCUGAGUUACUUCUUCAGUGUAUAUGAUACUUUGAUGUGUUAUGAUCUUGCUGCUUUAUCCAUACUUCAGCUUUGGUUCUUGUGACUUACCUGCUAACAAUGAUGCUUGGAGUCCACUCAUAGUGUGGUGAGGAAUGAUUUUACAAUAAAAGGAAGAGGUAAUCAAAAUAUACUUUUUCUCUGCAAA
Lonchura striata (white-rumped munia) is the source of this 1380-nucleotide messenger RNA. It is a transcript of the gene C1QL3, whose product is annotated as complement C1q like 3. Gene Ontology annotation, molecular function: protein binding. NCBI's taxonomy places the organism in Eukaryota, Metazoa, Chordata, Aves, Passeriformes, Estrildidae. The record is from RefSeq and is a predicted model, not a curated record.